ACACAAGCUGCUAGCUAGUUACGCAGUAGCAUUAUCGCGUCGGGCAGCUAGUGAAACAUUGGACCAAUGCCUUAGAAAAACACCUUUUUCUUCACCUCCCUCCGAUAAAAUGAAUGUUGUCCUUUGAUUCUAACGGACUCUGUUCGAUAUAAAUAAACGCUAAACACCGACGUUAGUUGCAGACUGCCCUUUUUUAAUUUUCAGCGGCAGCAUUUUCCGCGUCUGGCCGAACGAGCUAACCAGCUAACCGAAGAUAGCCUGUUAGCAUGUUAGCAUCGCCUGUGAUGGAGAGCGAUUCGAUAAUGGAAGCUUAGACUCUGCAUGGCGACGGACGGGCCUCAGCGGGAGUGAGCAGCCAAUCAGAGCAGUCCAUUGGUAGCAACAUGGCGUCCCGUCAGAGGAACUCUGUGCGGAUCCUGUCGAGCCGGGAGCGCGGCUCACAGACGUUCGGCUCUCAGAGGCUCCUGCAGCUGCUGGUGGAGGAGAAAGUCCGCUGGAUGAAGUGGCAGAGUCAGAAAGUGGAGCUGCCAGACAGCCCUCGCUCAACCUUCCUGCUGGCGUUCAGCCCCGACAGGACCCUCAUGGCUUCCACACACGUCAACCACAACAUUUACAUAACGGAGGUGAAGACUGGAAAGUGCCUACAUUCCCUCGUGGGCCACCGUAGAACCCCCUGGUGUGUAACCUUUCACCCCACCAUCCCCGGCCUGGUGGCCUCCGGGUGCCUUGACGGUGAAGUCCGAAUCUGGGACCUACAUGGCGGCAGUGAGAGCUGGUUCACGGAGAGUAAUGUAGCCAUCGCCUCGCUGGCCUUCCACCCGACCGCUCAGCUGCUCCUCAUCGCCACCAACAACGAGCUGCACUUCUGGGACUGGAGCCGACCGGAGCCCUUCGCCGUGGUCAAGACUGGCAGCGACACUGAAAGAGUCCGGUUGGUGAGGUUUGAUCCUCUCGGUCACAACCUGCUGACGGCAAUCGUGAAUCCCUCCAAUCAGCAGAACGAGGAGGACUCCGAGGUCCCCAUGGACAGCGUGGAGAUGCCGCACUUCCGUCAGCGCUCCUUCCUGCCCUCACAGCCGGUCCGCCGCACGCCCAUCCUCCACAACUUCCUGCACAUCCUGUCGUCUCGCUCCCCGGGGGCUCAGACAGGAGGGGAGCAGCCACGCCCCCUCGGUGAUAGCGGAGGCAGUGUGGGGGAAUCUCCCAGCAUGCCUCUGACUCAGUACCCUGGCUCUGACCGCGGGCCUCCCUUCCCUGGCUGCACCCAGCACCUUGGCAUGGUGUGUCUUUGCAGCCGCUGUUCUGUCAAUCGUAACCCCUCCCUCUCUGUGAACACCGCCCCUCCUGAAGUUCCGCCUCCCCCCUCAGCCUCCACCUUCUCCUCAGCCCGCACAGAGCCCAGACAGCCGUCAGAGCGCCCCUCCGCCUUCACAUCAGUCUACUACAGCGCAGGCUCUUCUAUCAGCACCACGGCCCCUAGUAUGGAGCACACACCGCCCCCCAGACCCGGACCAGACUGGACCCGCAACCUGCUCAGUAUGAGGGAGGGAGGGGUGGGUCCAGGUAUGCUGCCUCCAAGAACCUCCUCCUCCUCCAUUAGCCUCCUGUCUGUGCUUCGCCAGCAGGACGGCUCCUCUCAGUCCCCCGUCUACACCUCCGCUUCCGAGGGGCGGGGCUUCCCUCAGCCAGGAGAGUCUGGGGGGCGAGAUGGAGCUGGAACGAGCAGCGGGCACCACCCGUUCUGGGAUGGCUCACGUGGUAACACGGCGUCUUUCCGCAACGUUCUGCAGUGCAACCUGAGCCGCUACUUCAUGGAGUUCGACCGCAUGCAGGACCUGGAGCCGCCUUUAGGUGGCGCCAUGGGGGAGGGUGGUCAGGAGCAGAGCCAAGAACUGCUGAACAAUAACAUGGACCCUGACAGACCUGGGCCUUCAUCCUCCUCCUCCUCAAACCCCACCAUCAUCCACUACCAGCCCCCCCUUCCUCCACCCCCCUCCUCCCACAGCCUGGAGAACAACGUCCCUCCCCCCGCUUCCCGGGGUCACCUGAAUCGUUGCCGGGCCUGCCACAACCUGCUCACCUUCAACCACGACUCUCAGCGCUGGGAACGCACCAACCAGGCCUCUUCCACCUCCGCCUCUGGCCUGGAGCCCUCCUCUUCUUCCUCCUCCUUCCCCCCAUCUGCACCUCCAUGGCAACCAGAGGAGAGCAGGAGAACACUAGAAGCCCCUCCCACUGAGAGGAGGGGGCCUCCGGAGCCCAGCGAGCAGCCGCCGCCGCCCCCUGGAGCAGGACCAGUGGCCUUCCCAAUCGCUCCGACCCCCAGCCAGUCCGGGGAGCAGACGGUGGGUCUGGUGUACAACCAGGACACAGCACAGUGGGAGCGGGUGUACCGACAGGCCGCGGCAGGGAGGACGGUCGAGCCACCGGAGGCCUUAAGCCAAGAAAUGCCUGUUGACCCCCCCGACGAGGACUCGCUCAGGAGGCGACUGUUGGAGUCGUCUCUAUUAUCGCUGUCUCGCUACGACAUGUCAGGAUCCAGAGACCAUCCCAUCUACCCUGACCCAGCCAGACUGUCUCCAGCUGCUUACUACGCUCAGAGGAUGAUCCAGUACCUGUCGAGGAGGGACAGCAUCCGCCAGCGCUCUCUCCGCUACCAGCAGAACCGUCUGCGGGCCAUGUCAUCUUCAUCGGACAGCCCCACCAGCAACCCGUCCAACUCCAUGGACAACAGCGACGUGGACUUUGAGGAGCUGGAUGAUAACGGAGACAGAGCGAGACAUAGGACUCCUCGUAACGCUAGAAUGUCUGCGCCCUCUCUGGGCCGCUUUGUCCCGCGGCGGUUCCUUCUCCCCGAGUACCUCCCCUACGCUGGAAUCUUCCACGAGAGAGGGCAGCCCGGCCUGGCCACACACUCCUCAGUCAACAGAGUGCUUGCUGGUGCAUCUAUCGGGGACGGUCAGUCUGCGGUGGCCAGUAACAUCGCUAACACCACAUACCGCCUGCAGUGGUGGGACUUCACCAAAUUCGACCUGCCUGAGAUCAGCAACGCUUCAGUCAACGUUCUGGUGCCAAACUGUAAAAUCUACAACGACGCGAGCUGUGACAUCUCUGCAGACGGUCAGCUGCUGGCAGUCUUCAUUCCCAGCAGCCAGCGGGGUUUUCCAGACGAGGGCAUCCUGGCCAUCUACUCUCUGGCUCCACACAACCUGGGAGAGAUGCUCUACACUAAGAGAUUCGGACCAAAUGCCAUUUCGGUCAGUUUGUCUCCCAUGGGCUGCUACGUCAUGGUCGGCCUGGCCUCUCGCAGGAUCCUGCUGCAUCCCACCACCGACCACAUGGUGGCGCAAGUCUUCCGCCUGCAGCAACCUCACGGAGGAGAGACAUCCAUCAGGAUGGUGUUCAAUGUGGUCUACCCAAUGGCUCCAGACCAGCGGCGCCACGUCAGCAUCAACUCGGCUCGCUGGCUUCCUGACCCGGGGAUGGGUCUGGCUUAUGGGACCAACAAAGGAGACCUGGUCAUCUGCCGGCCUGUGUUCUAUCGCAGCGAUGGUGAGAGCCCUGCAGAGUCAAGCAGUGAACCUUUAUUCUCCGUCAACAACAGUGGGACGAGUCGGACCCGAGGUUCAGACAGACCGGGGCCGAAUCGCUCCGGUUGGAGGCUGGACAGAGACAUGGGUUUGAUGAACGCCAUUGGUCUUCAGCCCAGACACCCCACCCCUUCAGUGACAUCACAAGGAACCCAGACGCCAAUCAUCCAGCUGCAGAACGCCGAGACCCAAACGGAGAGGGACCUAUCAGAGCCCAGCGUCUCCCAGCCGCCACCCAACGUCCCUCCUGAAACUCCGUCCACCAGUGGAGCGGCGUCGGGGCAGGUGGAGGCGUCUCAGAGCGCUGGAGCUGCAGACGGAGCAGUGGGUGAAGCUUCAGCAGAGUCCAACACGUCCACAGGGAGUACUGCAGAGUCUCCGGAGUUUGGCACGGGCGAGGACGCUCUGGCUCGGAUCCGUCGGCUGAUGGCAGAGGGCGGGAUGACGGCGGUGGUGCAGCGUGAGCAGAGCACCACGAUGGCGUCGAUGGGCGGCUUCGGGAACAACAUCAUCGUCAGCCACCGCAUCCACCGCGGCUCUCAGACCGGCAUUGGUGCCUCCAGGCCGUCAACUGACCCCUCCCUGAGCUCCCCCUCCACCUCCACCUCAGGUCCUCUCCUUGUCCCCCCUCCCCAGCCCCGUCCCCUCUCUGAGCAGCUGUGGGGCCCCCCACCGCCCGGCCUCUCUCUGGACAUGGACGACGUGUUUGAUAGUGGGCGAACAGAUGAUGACUCCUUGCCCGGUCCUUCCUCUUCUUCCCUGCUGAUGUCUUCCCCCUCUUCCUCCUCCUCCUCUUCUCGCAGCCCCCUUCCCAGCGUCAGCGGGGGAGGCGGGGUCAGCCCCCCUGACAGUUACCGGGGGGACCCAUACAGCAGGUAGUUCUCCUGUUGUCAGGAGAGGCAGAAGGGCGCUCCUUGAAGCCUUAUCUCACAAAGAUAUGGGUGCUGCUUUGACUAUUCACAUGGUCUCCUGCCUGGAAAAUAAGGGACACAAGAGCCCCGCCUCCCCCCUCCUCCCCUCUUGGAGCAUCAGCGGCAUGGUGUGUACUUCCUCUGCACUUAAAGAAACCUGGACUGAAGCUGAACCGCCAUCAUUCCUUGCCUACUUGAACGGAGGCCGGUCGGCGCCGCGCUCUCUCUGGGAAAAAAAAAAGAUGGUAGACAAAGUGCCAUGUCUGAGGAGGGGUGUGUGUGUGUGUGUGUAUGUGCGUAUGUGCGCGUGCGUGUGUGCGCGCUCUAUCUCACACACACUUUACUCCAGCGUGCUGCGUUCGGUGCCAUGUGAUGUUGAACUUUGAUGUGAUUGAAGUGUGUAAAAGUCAGCACUACUUUUAUUUUGAAGCCUGUUUUUGUACCCUGUGUAAUUAUCAUGUUUGAACCCUGAGACUGGACCCAGACUCGGAUCAUGACCUACAGAUCAUGGAGGAAGUUACUGCGCCCCUCCCCCCCCUCGUGGCGUAAGAAUCAUGGCUGAACAGACUCCACAGACUGAACGUCCUGCAUGUCUUUAACGCUGCAGAUCUUCAGAGACGCUGAUUAUUUUUAUUUUGAAAGGCUGGAGAGGAGAAGAACAGUUUCCUGUUUAGGGGGGCAUGGGGGGUUGGACGGUGAAGUGGGGGGGGGGAACACAUCAUGCUCUACUUCAAACACCCCAUCCCCUCCCCCACCCCCUCUAAAACCGACCAGUUGCACUAUGGAGAGUUUGGUGCUAGGACAGAGAGUGUGUGUGCGUGCGUGCGUGCGUGCGUGCGUGUGCGUGUGCGCGUGCGCCUGCGUUUGUGUGUUCGAUCACUGAAACAAACAUUCAAAGGUGGUGAGCGUCACAUUUCCUGCUUUUCAUCCGUGUGAGGUGACAUUUCGAGCUAUGAAAAAACAAAUAUUCCGCAGAUUUUCUUUUUCUUUUUUAAUUAAUCAUUGAAAAUACUGUAUGAUUUCACAAACAACCUUUGAAAGUACAGACUGCUGAUAAAUAUGGACACGUCCUCCUCCCAUUGGACAGAGAUGAAGCGUUCUUUGUCGGGCACUGACAAGAAGGGAGCAGUUUCCUAACUUAGUGAUAAAAAGGGCAAAGUUCCCGCCCCUCCUCUAAUCUGAUAUUCCGGUGCUGACAGCAACGCAGGCGCCUCAUUGGUCAACAGAGCUGUCAAUCAUAUCUCAGAAAGAAGAGCGUUGACCGCAGCUAUCACGACCAAACCACGCGUUUGUAUUUAAAUGUUUUACUGCUUGUACCUACACUGCAAGCUAACGGCUUGUGUUUGCAGGAAGAAUCUCCAGAAUAUUACCAGUUACAUCAUCAUGGUGUCCUCGUCGACGGAGUGUUUUUAUCCGGCCUCUUAAAUCAGCUGUUUUCUCACAGGAUGUUGGUGCAGAGCGCUCACACGGUUGUCUUAGUGUGAAAUGAGAAGUAGUGAUCUGAGCAGGUGCGUGCGUGCGUGGGUGUGUUUGUGUGUGUACACCACAGGAACUGACACCUUGAAAGUCCUGUAAGGUCCAGAACUUCUCGUUCUCUCUCUCUCUCUCCCUCCUUUUCUCACUCCCUCUCCCUGUUUCUUUGUCUCUCUCUCCCUCCCUCCCUCC
Molecule: messenger RNA, 6166 nt
Organism: Labrus bergylta (ballan wrasse)
Lineage: Eukaryota; Metazoa; Chordata; Actinopteri; Labriformes; Labridae
Gene: ambra1b
Product: autophagy/beclin-1 regulator 1b
Biological process (GO): autophagy
Cellular component (GO): intracellular membrane-bounded organelle
Molecular function (GO): protein binding
Source: RefSeq, a predicted model, not a curated record